AUGAAAUUUAUAAUUUAAAAAUAAAUAUUUAAAGUUCUAAUUCAUACUAAAACAGUUCUAAAAAUAAAAUUGCUAAUAAUCUUAAACAUUUUUAUUUAUGUAUUUAAAAAUAAAAAUCUGAUGAAGGAGGGGUUCGAACCCUCGCCCUUUCGGAAUAGAGCCUAAAUCUACCGCCUUAGACCACUCGGCCACUUCAUCUCACAUGAAUUGUAAAGAAGAAUCUCUGAAAUAGUUAAAAUGAUAACAAAAUAAAAUUUAAAAAAAUAGGAAUAUUAUAAUGAAAUUAUAUAUGAGAAUGUAUGUUUAAGCGUGAAAGAAGAAUCUAAAAUAAUUAAAAAAAAACUAAUCGCAAAUCUUUAUAUUUUCGAUUAAAAUUACAAAAUUUAUUAAUUUAUCAAAAAUAAAAAUCUGAUGAAGGAGGGGUUCGAACCCUCGCCCUUUCGGAAUAGAGCCUAAAUCUACCGCCUUAGACCACUCGGCCACUUCAUCUAACACAAUCAAGUUGACUAAAAUUGUAAUAACUAAAAUAGCAGCAUUUCUAAUGAAUUUAAACUAAUUAAUUAUCAAAUUUCUAUUGUUGAUCAAAUCAAAGAUAAAAUAUGA
This is a messenger RNA of Tetrahymena thermophila SB210, 603 nucleotides long. Its product is annotated as transmembrane protein, putative. NCBI's taxonomy places the organism in Eukaryota, Ciliophora, Oligohymenophorea, Hymenostomatida, Tetrahymenidae. The transcript is spliced from 2 exons. The record is from RefSeq and is a predicted model, not a curated record.